CGCUCGUCGCCAACUGCUAAAAGAAGACUUCGUAGGCCACCAACGCGAUACCAACGCGAUAUUGCACAAAUGUGGGCCGCCAGAACACAAAAUACUUCAAGACAAGAUGCUGCUCGUGAGCCCGUCUGGGUUCGGGCCCACCCCGAGAACGAUCCUCUUCCUCUCGGUGCGCCAGCUUCAAACGUUCAUGCCUUAUUAGGGUAGGUAGCCGGGCAAAACACCGACGCAAUCUCGUCAACAUGGGCUACAAAGGCGCCCUGUCCCGCCUGGGCGCGAGCAUCAGGCCAUGGCUGCCCCCGGUCAACUACAUAACCUGCCACUAUGCAUAUUUUCUCCUUGUCGGCCUGGCCGCGACUCUCAUCUUCUGGGGCGCCUCUCGUCCUGCCCUGAGUAUCGGCUUCUGGGACAGCAUGUUCCUGGCCUUUUCCGCCCUGACAUCGGCCGGUCUGAACACGGUCAACAUCAGCGCAAUGUCCACUGGCCAGCAAGUUAUUCUGGCAGUCCUCCUCAUGCUGGGGAACCCCAUCAUGAUAUCCAUCUUCACACUUGUCUUCAGGAUGUACAUUUUUGAGAGACGCUUCAAGGAUAUAGUGCAGGCUGAAAGAGACCGGAAGAUGAAGUCGACAGGUGCAGUCGUCGGAAUGGCCGGCGCCAUGUUUGGGCUGCCUGUCAUGUCCACCUUUCGCUCCAGAGACAAGACCGAAUCAAGAUCCCAGAGGUUUCGCACCGCAGUCUCUCGCGAUAGGGACCAAUCCAUGAUGGCAGGCUUGGGCACCAGGAUUGCCGCAUCCCCCAACACAGGCGACUCGCAAAAGUCAAAGUCACCAACGCCGGGUGAGCUGGCUGAGAAGAAGACACAGGCUGACCUGGAGGCCGCAAGGGGUCCAUUCCUGGCUCCCCCAAACUUGAAGCCCACCCCGUCGGAAAUUCCCAUAAGCCCCGGCGGGCGAAGCAUCAAAUUUCUGGACCCUAUCACCGAGGGCGAGCCCAGUCACGCAACGGGGCUUGGGGUCUCCAGUGCAUACCAGCGUGGGAGCCCGCAGGUAACCAGCCAGAAAUCUUCAGUCAGUCAAGAUACCUCGAAUGGGCGUCCGUCUCGAUCAAACCAGGAGCCGUCCUUCAGUAUCGACACAUUCCUGAAACAGAACAAGGUCAAUGUCGGCCGGAACGGGCAGUUUCACAACCUAACAGCACGAGAACGUGAAUACCUAGGCGGUGUCGAGUACCGCGCCAUAAAGCUGCUCAUUGCCACGGUCACGGUGUACUUCUUCCUCUGGCAGAUCCUCGGUGCCAUCGCCCUCGGGGCCUGGAUAGCGGUCAACAAUCCUUCAGCUGCCAGGGAGAAUGCACAAAACCCCUGGUGGACAGGUGUGUUCAUCGCAAUCUCUGCGUUCAACAACGGUGGUCUGACGCUUUUGGAUGCUGGUAUCGCGGCAUUCGAGAGCGCCUGGUUCCUAUUGGUGGUCACGGUCUUCUUGAUGCUUGCGGGCAGUGCAGCAUUCCCGGCAUUUUUGAGACUGAUCCUCUGGAUCAUGUCUCAAGUCUUGAAAUAUGGCACUUCUGAGGGAGACUAUGCCAUCACCAAGGAGACUCUCGAUUUCACGCUCAAGUACCCACGUCGAGUAUACACCAUGCUCUUCCCCUCUAAGCCUACUUGGCUACUUGUUGCAAUGCUUGUUGUUCUGGUGGCCGCGGACUGGGUUGCAUUGCUGGUCCUGAGUAUCGGGAAUUCAGCCCUGGACACAAAUCCUUCUGGUGAGCGGGUGUUCAACAUGCUCUUCCAGUCAAUAUCAAUCUGGUCUGGCGGGUUCGCCAUCAUACCACCGUCCAUCGCAUAUUUUGACAUUCAGGUGCUGUGGCUUGUCAUUAUGUACCUCGAGACGUAUCCAGGUACUAUCACAAUGCGAAACUCCAACGUAUAUGAGGAGCGGUCUCUCGGUAUUUAUGCUGGAGAUGAUGAGCCUGACAGCGACGAGAAGAUGGAUCCUGGAAAAGGAGAGAGUGCCCAGCUCGCUGCCCAGUCACUGCUAGCGGUGCCACAAGGGAACAAUGGGCCAUUCUCACCCACUUCGGCUUUUUCACAGACCUCCAACUUGUCAACUCGUUCCAUCAAGAAACUCGCUCAAGUCGGCCGGCGCGGUACAGCCUUUGUUGGGCGCCAGAUCCAGCGGCGCAUGACAGGCUUUCAGGGUGUCGGUGUCAGCGCACCGCGGCGGCCUGGCCGCGUUAACGGCGGCGCCUCAAGAAGCACCUUCUUCCACGGCUCCUCGCCAAUACCUUCAAAUUCCUCUUCGACAACGAUUGCAUCAAUAUCGACCACGAACGAAGGAGAGGUCGACCUCGUCUCGCAGCACGUACGAAGCCAGCUCUCCCACGAUAUUUGGUGGAUGGCGCUCGCUAUGUUCCUUAUUGCAGUGAUUGAGACAAAGCACAGCAUCCUCGAUCCGGAGACUUACAGCGUUUUCAAUAUCAUGUUUGAGGUCGUUAGCGGUUACACGAACAUAGGGCUGUCGCUGGGCUUGCCAAAUCAGGCGUAUAGUUUCAGUGGGGGCUUAUAUACUGGCAGCAAAAUUGUCAUGGUGUUGGUCAUGAUACGAGGGAGACACCGUGGCUUGCCCGUGGCCCUGGAUCGUGCCGUCAGGCUGCCUAAGGAGCAGCUUGAUGACGAGGAAGAGGAGGAUGCCGAGAUAAGAAGGGCUAUCAGUCGUGACACAAGCGUUAGAAGUCGCGUGGUCAGUCGCAGAGUGUCUUUCGAUGGGCCGUCUCCAUGAUACUUCGAUGCCACUCGUCGCUGCUCGCCAAGUCCGUUGGAGACUCCAACAUUAGAAACAGUUAUACCCCUUGCAGCUGAACUUUUGGCAAGAUCUCUCCCAUUCCACAAAUGGCCUGGACCCUCCCUUCAGGCUGCUCUCUGACCUAUGCGCGCAAAGCGUGUUGAGCAAACGCUGCAGAUGAGGGAUCGAGAAUCAGGCUGAAACUCUUGAGCAUACAUCCACUUUGGAUCGUGUUCUUGGAGUUGUACUCGAUCGAAUGAGCGACCUUGUUACGCGAGUAUAACAUUGUACAAAGCGCUUCGCCAUUCCAAGGUUGCGUCUACUGCCGUUUCAGAGGGGAUAUCUUGCUGCGUACCGAUUUCGGCCAAGUCGUA
This is a messenger RNA of Diaporthe batatas, 3148 nucleotides long. RefSeq lists its product as uncharacterized. The record is from RefSeq and is a predicted model, not a curated record. Gene Ontology annotation, cellular component: plasma membrane. NCBI's taxonomy places the organism in Eukaryota, Fungi, Ascomycota, Sordariomycetes, Diaporthales, Diaporthaceae. Gene Ontology annotation, biological process: intracellular potassium ion homeostasis; potassium ion import across plasma membrane. The coding region runs from base 240 to 2771 and encodes 843 amino acids. The transcript is spliced from 6 exons. Gene Ontology annotation, molecular function: high-affinity potassium ion transmembrane transporter activity.